Messenger RNA from Salvelinus fontinalis (brook trout), 5583 nucleotides. RefSeq names its product E3 ubiquitin-protein ligase AMFR-like. Gene Ontology annotation, molecular function: ubiquitin protein ligase activity; ubiquitin binding. Gene Ontology annotation, cellular component: cytosol; ubiquitin ligase complex; endoplasmic reticulum. Gene Ontology annotation, biological process: protein K48-linked ubiquitination; endoplasmic reticulum unfolded protein response; ubiquitin-dependent protein catabolic process. The coding region runs from base 981 to 2882 and encodes 633 amino acids. The transcript has 13 exons. The record is from RefSeq and is a predicted model, not a curated record. Lineage: Eukaryota; Metazoa; Chordata; Actinopteri; Salmoniformes; Salmonidae.
UGAGAAAUAAACAAGAUGUCAUCAACAUAUGCCGCGUUCACACACUAGACGGAACUAGGAAACUCGGAAAUGUCCGACCUGCUUACUGGUUGAAGUUAUACACGUGCCGCGGUCAACGACUUAGCAAAAUGGAAAUUUCCGAGUUUCCUAGUUCGGACAAGUGUAUGAACGCAGCAAUAACCACGGAUCGGGGAAUUUUAAUGUAGUCUACUGUCAACCUCAACAAGAGGAAAUUGUAUUUUGGACAUGAAGUUAGCUAGUUAAUGUCAAAUUGAUUAAUUUGUAAGUUGAGUGAAAUGUCUUUGCUCAAAUUUUAACCAGAUUGGUUCGGUGAAUUUCAUAAUCACCAGCUAGCUAGUUGCUAAUGCUAGCUAGUUAGCAACCUCUGCUGAGUACGGAAACAUCAGACAGACUCUGGGACAGGUAACGUUAGCUAGCUAGAGAGUUUGGACUUUUUUUUAACUAGACAGCCAGCUAGCUAAAGUGCUAAUUUAUAAGCAAUAUCAGGUCCUCUAUAGGAGUUUGUUUUAUUUGAACUAUACAACAUUGGGUAGCUAGCUAGCUAAACUUGUAGCUAACAGCUAGCUAGCUUCCAUGCAACAUUAGUCUAGCACUUACUAGGUAGCUGGACCAAAAUGGGCGUUGUUUUGAUAGCGGUAGCUAGUUAGAAAGCUAGCUAAUAACAAUAUGAACUUAACUAGCACGUUUAGCUGCUCAGUUAGCCAUCUACAACUGUCUCUGGCCAGUGAAACAACACUGGAAACUAGUACUAGACAGAGAGAGCUUGUUGCUCAGGCUUACUACCGUUACACUAGCUAGCUAGUUCCAUGCAUUACCAUUACCUACAGUUGCCUUAUUGAUUUGUUUUCCUUCCCUGCAGGUUGUUGACAGAGCUAAAGUGUGGUGGAAAUCAGUGUCAAGCCUAUUAGGCCUAACUUCACAAGUCUUGUGUGUGAGAGACCUCCAAUAUUAACAUUCCAAUGCCUCUGCUAUUCCUGGAGAGGUUUCCCUGGCCCAGUCUGCAGACCUACACAGCGCUGAGUGUGGUUCUGCUGGCUGGAAGCAUCUUCAGCGCCUACACUACUGUGACUGAACAGGGGUUCGGGGUUCCAGACAUGGACGAGCCUCCACCACCUGCACCCUUAGAAGGGGAUAAUAGAGGCGGCCUAGGCCUAGAACAUGUGACUAGCAAUGAUGUUGUGGGUGCAGAUACAGAAUUGGCGACCACUGUUAUGUGGUACCUGGUCACUGACAGUCUCUUUGUAUGGGUGUUGGUGAAUACAGCUUGCUGUUCUCUGAUGUUAAUUGCUAAGAUGAUCCAGUACAUGGUUUUUGGGCCCCUCCGAGUCAGUGAGAAGCAGCACCUUAAGGACAAGUUCUGGAACUUCAUCUUCUAUAAGUUCAUCUUUAUCUUCGGGGUGCUGAACGUUCAGAUGGUGGAAGAGGUGGUCAUGUGGUGUCUGUGGUUCUCUGCCCUGGUCUUCCUCCACCUUAUGGUCCAGCUGUGCAAGGACCGCUUUGAAUACCUGUCCUUCUCCCCCACUACUUCUAUGAACAGCCAUGUGCGUGUCCUUACCCUACUGGUGUCCCUGCUGCUGGGCUGCUGUGGUCUUGCUGUGGUCUGUGGUCUGCUGGGCGCUGCACAUGGAAUGCACACUCUCUCCUUCAUGGCUGCCGAGUGUCUGCUGGUCACUGUGCGGACUGGACAUGUCAUCAUGAGGUACACCAUUCACCUGUGGGAUCUGAACCACCCAGGCACCUGGGAGAGUAAGGGCUCCUACGUCUACUACACUGACUUCAUCAUGGAGCUGUCUAUGCUGUCCCUGGACCUUAUGCACCACAUCCACAUGCUGCUCUUUGGUAAUAUCUGGCUGUCCAUGGCCAGUCUGGUGAUCUUCAUGCAGCUGAGGUAUCUGUUCCAUGAGGUGCAGCGCCGCAUCCGACGCCACAAGAACUACCUCCGUGUCAUCAACAACAUGGAGGCCAGGUUUGCAGUGGCCACAGCUGAGGAGCUGGUAGCCAACAAUGAUGACUGUGCCAUCUGCUGGGACACCAUGCAGACAGCACGUAAACUGCCCUGCGGACACCUCUUCCACAAUUCCUGCCUGCGGUCGUGGCUGGAGCAGGACACGUCGUGUCCAACAUGCAGGAUGUCCCUGAACAUCAGUGGUGAUGGAGGCCCGUCCAGAGGCCAGCAGCAGGGGGCUGGCCUCCCACUGGAGAACAACCUGGGCCCUGGGGGCCCCGCUGCAGACGCCAGACCACACCUCAACCAACACAAUCACUUCUUCCACUUUGAUGGCUCCCGCAUCGCCAGCUGGCUGCCUAGUUUCUCAGUAGAGGUGAUGCACACCACUAACAUCCUGGCUAUCGCUCAGCAGGCCAACAACUCUCAGCUCAACACCAUGGCCCAUCAGAUCCAGGAGAUGUUUCCUCAGGUUCCCUACCACUUGGUGCUGCAGGACCUGCAGUUGACCCGCUCUGUGGAGGUCACCACCGACAACAUCCUGGAGGGACGCAUCGUGGUGCCCUUCCCUGCUCUGGCGGCUGAGCGUUCCCCCGUGCAGGUGAACCCAGGCCCAGAGGGGGCAGGAGCCAGUGGGGGGGUGGAGACUGCUCCCAGCGAGCUGAGCAACCUGGAGGUCAGAGGGAGCCGUUUCUCCAAGUCUGCAGAGGAGAGACAGAAGAUGCUGCUGCAGAGGAAGGAUGAGCUGCUGCAACAGGCACGCAGGAGAUACUUGAGAAAGAGCCCAGAGGACGAGGAGGACCUGCCCACUCUGGAGGAAGACGCCCCUGUCUCAGACAUGACCAUGCUGAGACGCAGGACCAUGGCAGCAGCUGCAGAGAGACGCAUGCAGAGCCAACCAGACCCUGCUCCCUGAGACUAUACUGGACUGUAAACUCCCACCUGGACAGUCUCACCUCGAACCCACACCUAAUGCCCUUGGAGUGUCCACAAACUCCUCACGUCCCACCUAAGAGGCACCUCCACCAAAAGAGCUCUCUACGUUAUAUGAUCAAUGGAAUUACCUAAAUAAAAGCAUUACAUUACAAAGUGUUACAAGAAGCAUGGGCUUUGGCUGCACAUGGCACAGGGGCUCUGCUGUUUUAGGCUGCCCUAGUGAGAUAUGAGAACUGGGCCUUGGGAAUGGUACCAGCCUCCCCUGAACUUUCACCAGGCACCAGAGGCUUAAUUGGACAUGGAUCACCAGCGUUUUAAAGGAGUGGUGGGUGUCUGUCUGUUGAGUUUCUGAAGUGCACCGUAAAACGCCACCUCGCACACCUGUCAUCACAUAGCUCUAGCCCCCAGCUUCACUAGACUUACCUGUCAUUCUCUUUACUGGCCAUGAUGGGGAAGGAAAGAGCAUGGUGUCACAGUCCGAGGAUGCUGCUGAGGUUAUUUAGGGUUUGUUAAGGUGCUGUUGCUACAUACAGCUCAUAGUGUAAUGGAGUGGGACAUAGUUUGUAUUGGUUUUAUUCAACAACAAAAAUAUUUGUGUUGUAAUGGGCUGAGAUUGAUAUUGAUAUCAUGGGUUGGGUUGAUAACAAGCUGAUGUUAUUUUAUAAAAAUGGAGUGAAAACUGUGAAUUAAGAGUAGGUUUAAUAGAUUAAAACAUUGAAGCUUUUUUUAAAUUUUAAUUAAAAGAAUGUCACUAGUAUUACAGCCUCUUCGAAAUAUGAAUGUACUUUAUCCACAUAAUGCUGCAGAGAGAGAGUAGAAGAGUUUAAAUUCCGGCCGUUGUGGAGACCUGGUUGUUAAUGUGUUAAAUGUCAAAUAUCCACCCAAGAAAGAACACUAUCUAAAUAGGAAGACGGAAUAGUUUUGUAUCCAGACAGACAGUAAAACUCACCAGUACAGAGUUAUAGAAUAGUGGAUCCCUGACCUCUAGGUCAACCAGUGGUUUCUAUCUGCAGUCUGUAUACCUCUAAAACUUCCCAAAGUAUACCUACACUGUAUUAAACAUCCAUUGAUAGAGGUACAGAAGACUGUAUGGGCACAGAGGAGUUGGGGUUUGAAUACUGAUGAACCUAUCUGAUUCACUCACUCAAACUCCAUUCCUACACUCCAUGUACUGGUAGGUUCAUUCUUGCAGACGAUAUGUAGACCUAUGUGUUGGAUUCUUGCAGACGAUAUGUAGGCCUAUGUGUUGGAUUCUUGCAGACGAUAUGUAGACCUAUGUGUUGGAUUCUUGCAGACGAUAUGUAGACCUAUGUGUUGGAUUCUUGCAGACGAUAUGUAGGCCUAUGUGUUGGAUUCUUGCAGACGAUAUGUAGGCCUAUGUGUUGGAUUCUUGCAGACGAUAUGUAGGCCUAUGUGUUGGAUUCUUGCAGAUGAUAUGUAGGCCUAUGUGUUGGAUUCUUGCAGAUGAUAUGUAGGCCUAUGCGUUGGAUUCUUGCAGACGAUAUGUAGGCCUAUGUGUUGGAUUCUUGCAGACGAUAUGUAGGCCUAUGUGUUGGAUUCUUGCAGAUGAUAUGUAGGCCUAUGUGUUGGAUUCUUGCAGAUGAUAUGUAGGCCUAUGUGUUGGAUUCUUGCAGAUGAUAUGUAGGCCUAUGUGUUGGAUUCUUGCAGACGAUAUGUAGACCUAUGUGUUGGAUUCUUGCAGACGAUAUGUAGGCCUAUGUGUUGGAUUCUUGCAGACGAUAUGUAGGCCUAUGUGUUGGAUUCUUGCAGACGAUAUGUAGGCCUAUGUGUUGGAUUCUUGCAGACGAUAUGUAGGCCUAUGUGUUGGAUUCUUGCAGACGACAUGUAGGCCUAUGUGUUGGAUUCUUGCAGACGAUAUGUAGGCCUAUGUGUUGGAUUCUUGCAGACGAUAUGUAGGCCUAUGUGUUGGAUUCUUGCAGAUGAUAUGUAGGCCUAUGUGUUGGAUUCUUGCAGAUGAUAUGUAGGCCUAUGUGUUGGAUUCUUGCAGAUGAUAUGUAGGCUUAUGUGUUGGAUUCUUGCAGAUGAUAUGUAGGCCUAUGUGUUGGAUUCUUGCAGACGAUAUGUAGACCUAUGUGUUGGAUUCUUGCAGACGAUAUGUAGGCCUAUGUGUUGGAUGUCUUUGAUAACUCUCUAAAGGCUUUUUAAAGUUGAGUGGGUGUUAUGCAUGAAUCACAAUGGAAUGCUUUAGUUUUAUUUUUUACCCCAAAGAACAUUGAUCCCAUGAACUUCCACAUGAUGCAGAUUUCUUUCUUUGAGAUGUGCAUAUUUCUGUGUGUUUGGUUGAUGCAAAAGAUUUCUCUCUUUCAGCUUGUUUCAUCUGUGGGAUUGUAAGAAGUUUCUAUUAACUGUGUUUCAGAGAUGCACCUCUUGUCGAAAACAAAAUACACUAGUCAGUUUUUCAUUGAUUCAAGCUAUUGAUCAACUCAUAUUUUCAUAUCCAUGUCAUAUUUUUAUAUUCAUAAGGGGUUAUUUUUGAAACAAUUGUAUAUUUGAUCUAAUCAAAAACAUGAAUUAAUCUUUUGGACUGAGCUUUCCUCAUAUUUUAUGCCUAAAUCAAGAAUAGUUAUAUGGUUUGAUUGUGUAAAUAAUGUCGUUUUUGUAAGGACUGCUCAAGUAACAUCAACAAAUGAUCAAUAAUAAACAGCUUCUCUACAGCCAAA